Molecule: messenger RNA, 2149 nt
Organism: Leucoraja erinaceus (little skate)
Lineage: Eukaryota; Metazoa; Chordata; Chondrichthyes; Rajiformes; Rajidae
Product: sprouty-related, EVH1 domain-containing protein 2-like
Exons: 6
Coding region: 503-1729 (408 amino acids)
Biological process (GO): multicellular organism development; negative regulation of MAPK cascade
Cellular component (GO): membrane
Molecular function (GO): protein kinase binding
Source: RefSeq, a predicted model, not a curated record
GUGGCAGGCAGGCAGGCAGGCGGUGGCGGGUUUUUUGUGAAUGGGAGCGGGCCGCACUCUUUGCCGCGGCGUAGUUAGCGGCUCCGGGCCGCAUCGCCGCCGCUGAUGUCAUUGCUUCCGCCCUGCUUCCUUUUUGGAGAAUCCAAAAUGGAGUGAGAGAGGGGUUUGUGAAGACAGACAGACAGACAGACUGGGCUGCUGCAAGGCUGCAAGGCUGCAAGGGUGUCCCCGGCCCCGCACGGCUGCUGUUGCACGGUUGCAUUGGCAGCUGGGCUGCAGCGGGCAGGAUGUGAGCGGCCAGCGGGAGCAGCAGAGCGGCCAGGAGGGGAGAGCAGGGACGGGGAGAGGAGGGAGGGAGGGCAGUGGGAGAGGAGGCUGCACUCACUCACUCACUCACUCCCCCCUCCCGCUCCCCGGGCCCGCAGCCCGGCGCCACACUCACCCACACUCACACACACACAGCAGUGAAGUUUGCAACCAUGUCCGCCGCCGCUCCACCAAAAUGACCGAGCAAUCGCACCCAGACCAUGACACCUACAUUGUGAGAGUCAAUGCUGUGGUGAUGAGCAGAGAUGACUCGGGCUGGCUCCCUCAGGAAGGAGGUGGGCUCAGUCGGGUCGGUGUCUGCAAGGCCAUUCAGCCCGACUCCACGGGCAGGAGUGACUUCCUCAUCCUCGGGGAGCGACUUAAAGACAAACUGGUAGGUGCUGUAGUCCUUGCAAGAAAAGCCAACCUCUGCGUUAGUUCAGUCUCUGUUGCACCAGCUACAUACCCACCCCGUGCCUUCGACAGGGGAGUGAGGAAGGCCAUCGAGGACCUGCUGGAAGGCUCCACCACCUCAUCGUCAACAAUACAGAACGAAGUGGAAGUUGGUGACGAUGACGUCUUCACGGCCACGACAGACAGUUCGUCAAACUCGUCGAGUAGGAAGGAGCCGCCGGUGAGGGCGUUGACCCCCACUGUGACCGAGACCCACCGGCCCCUAUGUCCCCUGAGACACGCACUUGACCAUUACAGCCCCGACAACUACCUCCUAGAGCAGUCUGUGCCCAAGCAACGCCACGUGAGUUUCCGAGACGAUGAAGAGGAGAUCGUGCGGAUCAACCCGCGGGAGAAGGCGUGGCUGCGGGAACGAUACGAGGACUACCGCUACGCGGCGGUCAGGCCCAAGUACGGCGAGCAGGGAGACGGCGACUCGUACGUCCACUUCGACAAGAGCGACGCGCCCAAGCACGACUACAACUACCCCUACGUGGAGAGCUCGGACUUUGGCUUUGGCAAGGAGCUGAAGGGCGGGGUGGGGGUGGGGGUGGGGGUGGUGGCGGUGGUGAAGACCCAGCCCGCCCCGUCCAAGUCCAAGCUGCGGCGGCGCAUCGACGACGGCGAGCGGUCCCGGUGCAUCUACUGCCGCGACAUGUUCAACCACGAGGAGAAUCGGCGGGGACAGUGCCAGGACGCUCCCGACCCCAUCCGGACAUGCAUCCGCCGUACCAGCUGUAUGUGGUGCGCAGACAGCAUGCUCUACCACUGCAUGUCCGACCCCGAGGGGGAUUACUCGGACCCCUGCUCCUGCGACACAGCCGACGAGAAGUUCUGCCUGCGCUGGCUGGCGUUGAUCGCGCUCUCCUUCAUUGCCCCGUGUAUCUGCUGUUACCUCCCGCUGCGGGCUUGCUACAAGUGCGGCGUGAUGUGCCGCUGCUGCGGGGGUAAGCACAAAGCCGUGGGCUGAGCGGCCACGUGGUGUACAGGACAUCGGACACCGCUCUGUGGAGGAGGAACAUCGUGAUCACAUUGUGGUGUGGGAACCGCAACGCUGGUCUCUGUGUGCGCGCACGUGUAGACACUACCUGACUGGACACCAUCAGCGCCACACACAACUAACCUUAACAACUAGACUUGUCUAUCAUGGAUAUAUAUAUAAGAAUGUCUCACAAUUGUUUAUAAUUUUUCUAAGAAUCUAAUGCGGAUGAGUGUUGAGCUAUGCGUGCGUGCGUGUGUGUGUGUGUGUGCGUGCGUGUGUGUGUGUGUGCAAAUGAGGAACUGCAGAUGCUGGAUUACCAAAACAGGCACAGAGUGCUGGAGUAACUCAGAGGGUCAGGCAGCAUCUGUGGAGAACAUGGAUAGGUGACGUUUCACAGAGUGCUGGAGU